Molecule: messenger RNA, 2331 nt
Organism: Oppiella nova
Lineage: Eukaryota; Metazoa; Arthropoda; Arachnida; Sarcoptiformes; Oppiidae
Source: the annotation of a GenBank genome assembly
AUGUCUUCGCGAAUGCCAUGCAAUCACCCGAUGAGUGGUUGUGUGCCAUCCCUGCCCUCCAUGUCCUCCGCAGCCAUACCCUCACCGCUCAUGCCUUCAGUGCCGCCAAUGGUUGCGAUGAACGGCUGCGACCAGUGGUCAGCCGUUUGGACGACUCCUCCCAAUCCGUACCAACCCUUCGCUUAUCAGCCAUUGAGCGGACAGUCGGCCAUCGGUUCCCAACCGAUGCCAUCAUAUGUGAUGAAUGGCUUCAACAACCCCUGGAAUGCCAUGUCUUUAAUGAGACCACAAAUGAGUCCCUUUUUGGCCACAAAUUGUGCCGAAAGUCACCCACUCUUCGGAGCCAUGAGUGCACUGACGGCCGCCGCGAGUGUGCCGUCCCUUCCGUCGCAAAGAUAUCCUCAAAGUUGUGAUAAUAACGGCUCUAAUGGUUCGCAAACGCAACGCAACAACACUUAUAACACGUCUUUCGAUGUCUUAAGCAGUCAUUCGUCGCAUCAGAAGAAGCUAUACUCGAGUCAUAAGAAUCGCGAGUCCUAUGAAAGAGUGGACACAAACAGAGAUCACAAGAAUCGCCGCAAACGAGACUUCAGUCACAAAACGAGUCAUCAGUUGAGCGAUAAGUCGAGACACAAACCAAACGAACGGAUCUCUGAUCGCAGAGACCAUUGUCUGUCGGAUAAGACAUCGGAUGCGAAGCCAAACAAAACUGGAGACAAGUCGUCAGAACCCGAGUCUAAGCGGAAGAGGUAUCCGAAGAGUAGGUCCAGAGAAGAGACACCGAAAGCGAGUAACGAAGACAACAGACAUUCCUCGCGAGUGAGCAAAGAGUCGACGGAUAGGACGCAGACGUCGGCCACAGAGGCGACGGAUGAGGUGUUGCCGAAAGCCGUCGUCGAGUGGAUCCGAUGUUCGCCUUCAGAGCUAUUCUAUGAGUGCCGAAGAGAUAACGCGGAGUCCGUGUCGGCCACCAAACGGCUCAUUGACUUACAGAAGAGGUUUCGCUACGAAUUGAUCGAAAGGGCCGAACGGGCCGUUCAGUCGAAGCCCAAGUUUGAACUCCCGGUGCGAACCGUUCGCCUCAAAGCUCCCAAACCAGUCUUAAGCAGCGAUUCCUCGAGUUGUGGCGAAAGUGACAGCAAUGACGACGACUGCGAAGACACGGCUUAUGAGGAAUUGGAGCGCAAGAAGAGACACCCCUUAAGACUUCACGAGGAGUUGUGGUUCAAUGAUGUCGGAGAGAUGAACGACGGGCCGCUGUGUCGGUGCAGUCAAAAGGCGCGUAAGACCGGCAUUCGUCACGGCAUAUACCCGGGUGAGGAGCACCUGGAGCCGUGCGACCCGCUCGCCAACAACCGGCACCGCCUCCACCACUACCGCAUCCACAUCACGCCCGACACCAACUUCGCCACCAAAUUCCCGACAGUCAUCGCACACGACGGCCACGAGUUUGUCUUCGAGGGCUACUCGCUGUUGAGUCACUGGCCGCUCACGGAUCCCAUCGCCUGCAAAGUGAUCCGCUUUAACAUCGAGUACACCGUGACGUUCGUCGCCGAGCGCUUCCCCGCCAACUUCGCCGUCGAAGACCUCGAACUGUUCGCGCGGUUCGUCUUCGCGGAGACGCUCGAGUUGGUCGACCUGAACCUGAAGGCGCACCGGGAGGGCGAGGACUCGUGUCCGCGCUUUCACUUUUUGCCCCGUUUUGGGCGACCCCUCGACGACAACGGGAAGGAGUUGUUGUCAAUGAAUGUUAUGAACGACGGGCCGCUGUGUCGGUGCAGUCAAAAGGCGCGUAAGACCGGCAUUCGUCACGGCAUAUACCCGGGUGAGGAGCACCUGGAGCCGUGCGACCCGCUCGCCAACAACCGGCACCGCCUCCACCACUACCGCAUCCACAUCACGCCCGACACCAACUUCGCCACCAAAUUCCCGACAGUCAUCGCACACGACGGCCACGAGUUUGUCUUCGAGGGCUACUCGCUGUUGAGUCACUGGCCGCUCACGGAUCCCAUCGCCUGCAAAGUGAUCCGCUUUAACAUCGAGUACACCGUGACGUUCGUCGCCGAGCGCUUCCCCGCCAACUUCGCCGUCGAAGACCUCGAACUGUUCGCGCGGUUCGUCUUCGCGGAGACGCUCGAGUUGGUCGACCUGAACCUGAAGGCGCACCGGGAGGGCGAGGACUCGUGUCCGCGCUUUCACUUUUUGCCCCGUUUUGGGCGACCCCUCGACGACAACGGGAAGGAGUUGUUGUCAAUGAAUGUUGUGUUGCAGUACUUGUUGGCCAACAAUGAGCUCAUCAUCGAUGAGAAGCGUUUGGAUGACUACAGGCGG